AAAAAUUUAUCGGCUAAUUGAAAUAUUUUUUGUGCUAUAUUUUAAUCAACCAACAAUAUCUGCAUUAUGUCAUUAUUGGCUAUAACAUUGGCAUUAUUAUUGUUUACCGUUUCGGCAUUAGAAGUUAAAGAUGAAACAACUGUUCCCGAAGUGUCCAAAUCCGCAAUCACUGCCGAAAAUCCUGCAUUCAAUGGCCACCGAUUUACUUUAAAUGCUAAUACUAACAGCAGAAUAGCUGGCCUUAAGAAACUUCAAGAGUUAAUGCGGAAAAAUUUAAGUCUUAAAAGAGUUGAUAACAUUAAACCUAAAGAUUUAGUUAACGKUUCGAAUACUAAGGAAGAGAUAGUUCCACAAAAGAGAACAUUUGGUGGACAGGGAUGUGACUAUGGAUAUGAUGUCGCUUAUGUUGAUUAUAGUUAUGAUCCAUGCUAUUGA
This is a messenger RNA of Oppia nitens, 435 nucleotides long. RefSeq lists its product as uncharacterized. The coding region runs from base 67 to 435 and encodes 122 amino acids. The record is from RefSeq and is a predicted model, not a curated record. NCBI's taxonomy places the organism in Eukaryota, Metazoa, Arthropoda, Arachnida, Sarcoptiformes, Oppiidae. The transcript has 2 exons.